CACGCGCGCUCUUGGCUUAGCCUCGUCCGUUCCAAACACACAUACAGUAUAGUUUUAUCGGCGGAGGGCGCGUUGGAUUUGAUCCAGCUUUAACUGCUUGCUACUUGUCAGUUCAGCUGUCGGGGGGUGAAACCGUCUGGAGGGGUUGUUGUUGUUGGUUCAACUCUACAAGUAUUUUCCGUGUUUAUAUUUAUAAAGUCUAUUUAAUGGAUACGGUAUGGAGUUAGCGCUGGUGAGUUUUGAGAACGGCGGAGCGAAAGGAAGCGCUGGCAAUGCCGGAGAUGUAGCCUGCCGUAACGCGCUGGAUCACCCUCAACCUCCGCCGUUUGUCCAGAGUGGACUCCGGGAGCUGGGCUACAGCGGUCACAAAGAGAUUAAUACAACCGGGAGUCCCAAACCGAGGACGUGGAAAAUCAACGACGUGAAUAACACUUUGAGUUGCAACGAGAACGUGAUGGAUGCGCUCUGGCGCGCAGACCACAGUCCCCAUCUGUUGGAUGAUGACAUGUUGGAGCGCAGAGACAUGGACAACAACGAGAGGGUGCUGAUCAACAUCGCUGGGUUAAAGUACGAGACACAGCUAGGGACACUCAACCAGUUCCCCGAUACGUUACUGGGGGAUCCCUAUAAGAGGAUUAAAUACUUCGACCCGCUCCGGAACGAGUACUUUUUCGACCGUAACCGGCCAAGUUUCGACGGGAUCUUAUAUUUCUAUCAGUCGGGAGGUAAGAUCAGACGACCUGUCAAUGUGUCUAUCGACGUGUUCGCCGACGAGAUUCGGUUUUACCGACUAGGGGAAGAGGCCAUGGAAAGGUUUAGAGAAGACGAGGGAUUUAUUAAAGAGGAAGAGAAACCGCUACCGCAGAAUGAGUUUCAGAAACAAGUCUGGCUCAUAUUCGAAUACCCGGAGAGUUCCAGCCCGGCGCGAGGCAUCGCUAUAGUCUCAGUGCUCGUCAUCACCAUAUCCAUUAUCACAUUUUGCAUGGAGACAUUACCGGAGUUCAGGGACGAGAGGGAGCUACCGGUCUCCAGUCGGCCUGGUAACAACACUGUUCCAGGUCCCUCUCUCACAUUCACAGACCCUUUCUUCAUAGUGGAAACCACUUGCGUGAUAUGGUUCACUUUUGAAUUCAUAGUGCGUUUCUUCGCCUGCCCCAGCAAGUCGGAGUUCUCCAAGACCGUCAUGAACAUCAUAGACAUCAUGUCUAUCCUGCCUUACUUCAUCACGGUGGGCACAGAGCUGGCGGAGCAGCAGGUGGAGGAACCGCAGGAGCACGGCAACGGACAGACCAUGUCUCUGGCCAUCCUCAGGGUCAUCCGGCUGGUCAGGGUGUUCAGGAUCUUCAAGCUGUCCAGACACUCCAAGGGGCUUCAGAUAUUAGGACAAACCCUCAAAGCCAGUAUGAGAGAGUUGGGGCUGCUCAUUUUCUUCCUCUUCAUCGGAGUCAUCCUCUUCUCCAGUGCUGUGUUCUUCGCCGAAGCGGACGAGCCCGAAUCGCAUUUCUCCAGCAUCCCCGACGCCUUCUGGUGGGCCGUGGUCACCAUGACGACGGUGGGCUACGGGGACAUGAGGCCGGUGACAGUGGGGGGGAAGAUCGUGGGCUCGCUCUGCGCCAUCGCCGGAGUGCUGACCAUCGCGCUGCCGGUGCCCGUCAUCGUGUCCAACUUUAACUAUUUCUACCACCGGGAGACGGACCAGGACCAGUCUUCUCUGAAAGACGACCCGCCCAACAGCAGUCAGGACAGUCCUCAGUUAAAGAGGAAGGACAGUAAGGGAUCUGCCAAGUCGGGAGACGAGGAGGACGGACCAGGAGCGGAGAAGGAGAAUAUCAAGGCUAACAGCAGCAUGAACAUUAAACGAUCCCUUUACGCGUUCUGUCUGAACAAGACGGAGUCGGACCUGUAGUCCCCACAGACAGACAGACAGACAGACAGACAGACAGACAGACAGACAGACAGACAGACAGACAGACAGACAGACAGACAGACAGACAGACAGUAAGAAUUCUCUUUUUAUUACAGUGACUAAUUGAAUAGAGAGCAGUGUGUUUUGCCACGGUGAUUUUCAAGCCUCUAUCAGGCCGUGAGAAGAACAGGACUACCCCACUCUCACGUCCGUGAGAAGAACAGAACUACCCCACUCUCACGUCUGUGAGAAGAACAGGACUACCCCACUCUCACGUCCGUGAGAAGAACAGGACUACCCCUCUCUCACGUCCGUGAGAAGAACAGAACUACCCCACCCUCAGGUCCGUGAGAAGAACAGGACUACCCCCCUCUCACGUCCGUGAGAAGAACAGUACUACCCCACUCUCAGGUCCGUGAGAAGAACAGUACUACCCCGCUCUCAGGUCCGUGAGAAGAACAGGACUACCCCCUCUCACGUCCGUGAGAAGAACAGGACUACCCCCCUCUCACGUCCAUGAGAGGAACAGGACUACCUCCCUCUCACGUCCGUGAGAAGAACAGGACUACCCCCACUCUCACGUCUGUGAGAAGAACAGGACUACCCCCCUCUCACGUCCGUGAGAAGAACAGGACUACCCCCCUCUCACGUCCGUGAGAAGAACAGGACUACCCCCCUCUCACGUCCGUGAGAAGAACAGGACUACCCCCCUCUGAGGCUGAAUGUGGAGAGGCAGCCCAGAAUCCCCACAUCAGGACAGCCAAGAAGGAUCGUCUCGACCUGGACAGACAGACAAUCAUGUAUUCUCCUACAGCAGUAUUGGACCAGGACAUACAGGCAGACAACGCAUCUGACCCAACCACCACCCUUCUGAUCAG
Molecule: messenger RNA, 2784 nt
Organism: Oncorhynchus keta (chum salmon)
Lineage: Eukaryota; Metazoa; Chordata; Actinopteri; Salmoniformes; Salmonidae
Product: potassium voltage-gated channel subfamily A member 2
Exons: 4
Coding region: 218-1906 (562 amino acids)
Biological process (GO): protein homooligomerization; potassium ion transmembrane transport
Cellular component (GO): membrane; voltage-gated potassium channel complex
Molecular function (GO): delayed rectifier potassium channel activity; protein binding
Source: RefSeq, a predicted model, not a curated record